Ilex paraguariensis (yerba mate) is the source of this 2563-nucleotide messenger RNA. NCBI's taxonomy places the organism in Eukaryota, Viridiplantae, Streptophyta, Magnoliopsida, Aquifoliales, Aquifoliaceae. The record is from the annotation of a GenBank genome assembly.
AUCUUGAAAGUCGCCAACUUAUCCAGUUUCACCUAACUAUUAUUAGAUUGGAAUUCAAUGAUUUUGGUGUGUUCUGUUCAUAUGCAGAGGCAAAAACUGGUCAUAGUUCUUUAUACCUUGGUAUCUGCAUGCCUUAGCGUAUUCAGAUAUGCUUGGAAAUUCAUCUUUCCUGUUCUGCAUCUCUCUUGGGUGUUUGGUUUUCCCAGUUGUCAUUUCACAGAUUCCGUUGGGUUCAAAACUUUCUGUGGAGGAAAACAACUAUUGGCUCUCCUCCAAUGGAGAUUUUGCAAUUGGGUUCUUUAGCUGUUCCAAACAAUUUAGUCUUGGGAUCCGAUUCAAUUCGAAUUCUAUUCUGAUCAGUAAACAAACUGUGUUUUGGGUAGCUGGGGCUGAUCUUAAGGUUGGAAACCAGUCUUAUUUCGAGCUUACCCAGAAUGGGAAUCUGGUUUUAUUUGAUUCCGCAACGGGAGUAAUUUCUUGGACAAGCGAAACUAGCAAUGCAUCUGUUGCUUCCACAGUCCUUCAUAACAAUGGCAAUCUUGUCCUCUUGAAUAGAAACAAAGAUAUUGUUUGGCAAAGCUUCGAUACUCCAUCUGACACACUUCUCCCUGGCCAGAAUUUGUCUGUUCAUCAAAUUCUUCGACCUAUUAGCAGGAACUCUAUUUCGAGUUACUACAGUCUUUAUAUGGGUGGUUUGGGUCAGUUGCAACUCAGAUGGGAAUCCAGCUUUACUUACUGGACUGCUGGAAACCCUUCCCAGUCAAUUGUCAGAGCCAUACUCAGCUCUGAUGGAACGGUUCAACUUCUUGACCAUAGAUCCAAAUCUGUUUGGUCUGUAUUUGGAGAAGACCACAAUGAUUCAGAUGUUAAAUUUCGGUUUCUUAGGCUGGAUGCUGAUGGAAAUCUUCGGUUGUACUCAUGGGUAGAAGCUACAAACACUUGGAGAUCAGUUUGGCAAGCUUUUAGUAAUCAGUGUGAUGUCUUUGCAACUUGUGGUCUCCAUGGCAUUUGUGUCUUCAAUGCAUCAGGCUCCCAUGUAUGCAGGUGCCCAUUUACAUCUACUGGUGAAUCUUACUCGGAUUGUUUGGUUCCAUAUCAACAGGAUUGUAAAUCUGGUUCUUCCAUGAUCACAUAUGAGCACACAUCCGUUUAUGGAAUUUACCCACCCAAUGAAACUAUGAAACAUUCUAAUUUGCUGCAAUGCAAAAGCUGGUGCCAGGAUGACCCACUUUGCACUGCUGUAACCUUCACAAAUGAUGGCACUGGACAGUGCCUAAUGAUGACAACCCGUUACAUUAGUGGUCAGUCAGAUUCCUCUCUAAGUGCAAUAUCUUUUGUGAAGACAUGUUCAGAUCCAAUUGCCGCUUUACCCAUAUUCCCCAAGUCUACAGCAUCCUCCACACAAGUUACAUCCCUGAAACGGUCACACAGAUUUUGUAUUCGUUGUCUAGUUGGAGUGGCCACAGGCACUCUUGUCACAUUUAUCUUUAUUCAGGUUGGAAUUGGUUUCUGCAUUUGCAGGAGAAGAAACCAUGUCAGGAAGAAAGCUGCUUUAGGCUACAUGGGUCCUGACCCAAAAGUCUUCAGUGUAUUGUCCUAUGCUGAAAUCAAUGAGCUUACAGAGAAUUUCAAGCAUCAAAUUGGACCAAGGAUGUUCAAAGGCAUGCUACCUGAUAAUAGGCCAGUUGCAGUCAAAGCCCUGAAUGCAACUGUUGAAGAAAGAAAGUUUCGAAGUUCAGUUUUAAAAGUAGGAAACAUUUGUCACAAAAACCUCGUGAAGCUGGAGGGUUAUUGCUCGGAGUCUGGUCAUAGAAUUUUGGUCUAUGAGUUUGCCAAGAAUGGCUCACUGGAAAAAUGUUUAGAAGAUCUCAAGGUGUGCAAGAGGCUGACAUGGAGAAAGAGGAUGGAGAUAUGCUUAUCAGUGGCCAGGGCAAUUUCUUACUUGCAUACAGAAUGUAGAGAGUUUAUGAGCCAUGGAAAAUUAAAAUGCCAGAAUGUGGUUCUUGACGAUAAUCUAGAAGCGAAGGUGAGCGAGUUUGGGCUAGAGGGUGUUCUUGGUGAGGCCACAGAUGGUGCUCGAGCAGCAGAGAGGGACGUUGGAGACUUUGGUAAAAUGGUAAUCAUAUUAUUAAGUGGGUGCCAAAUUGCAGAUGAUGUUUGUGAGUUGGCAUAUGAAAAAUGGCUGCAGGGACAAGUUGAGACUAUAGCUGAUAAAAGAAUAGAUGGUGGCGUGAAUUUGGAAGAGUUGGAGCGUGCUCUGAGAAUUGCAUUUUGGUGUUUGCAAGUUGAUGAUCGUAUGAGGCCUUCAAUGGGAGAGGUAGUGAAAGUGUUAGAGGGAACAUUAACUGUUGAUCCUCCACCACCUCCUUUUGCCUGUCAGUGGCCACCCGUGGAAGAAGAGCCAGCAGGGUCAGAUCCCAAACCUUAGAUGCUAUGCAAAACAUGGAAGAUUUGUUUAAUUUUUUUUGCAGUUACAGGUGCAUGAGGAUUUGAUUCAUUUUUCCCUCUACUAUGUUAUGCAUAGAAGAGCUAACUGCAAGGAAUGGGUCGCUUGAGGUAUGUA